AUGUUUAAUUAAUAUCUGAAAUUACUUCACAUCUAAUGGGAAUCAAAAAUUAUUGAUUAUAUUUCAGAUUCACUCAAAGACGAUCUAAAAUAAUCUCUAUAAAAUUAAUCUAUUAUGGAAUCAAAGUUUAUUUCUAAAUCAAAAAGUUAAAAUCAAUAAGAAUAUGAAAGCAUUUUCUAAUAAUAAAGAGAAUCUCCUUUUUUUUCAACUUACUUAAUCAUACAUUCUGUUAUUAAAGAAUAUUAUGCAUAAACUGAAAAUAUUUUAAAUGAAUUGUCCACUACUAUAAAUAUAUCUAAUAUAUUCUCAUAAUAAAUUAUAAUUGAAUAAGUCAUUUAUUGCAUGGACAAUCUACUUUAUGAAUAUGACAAAUUACCAGAAAUCAAUGAAAAUGUCAAAUAAGUUCUAUAUGAAGUCUUUUAUGAGAUUGGAGGGAAUAUCAUUUAAUUUAUAAAGAAUAUAAUACAAAAUAAUGAUCACUAACAUUAAUAAUAUAAAUAUAUCAAGGCAUUUAUUAAUUUAUAAAGGCUAAUAAAAUUGAUUAUAUCCUUUAAUUUCAAGAAAAAAUAAGAAACAAUAAAUUUGAUUUAUUAAAUAUUAUUAGGGAAUACUCUAUAUUUCACUUAUUUAAAAGAUAUUGAAAUUUAGAAUUUUCUAUAGAUUUUUGAGAUAUUUUAAUAAUGUUAUUUAUAAAAUGAAAUGCAACUUUAAGAAUUAAGUAAUGUUGAAUAAUUUUAGGAGAUUUCAUUUUGUUAAAUAUAUUUAUCAUGUUUAAAAUAAAAUUAUCAAUAAAUGUAAUAUAUAUAAUUUAUACAGUCAAAUUCAUGUAAAUGGAUUGAUUAAAUUAACUAGUUGAAUGAUAUCAAUUAUUAUUUAAUUUUCAUUUAUUUGAUUUAAAUAACUGAAUUUGUUGAUAACAUCAAAUUUGAUAUCAAAAUAAUACCAUUUAGAAAUCAAUAAAUAAUUACAUUGAUAUAGUAAAAGAAUUAUAGAAUUGUUGGUCAUUUAAUUAAAUAAUUAUUAUCUAAUCCAAAAUUAUAAUAUAUAUUGUAAAUAUUUGAUUUGAUUUUCAAAAUUAAAAUAAAGAAACUAAAUUAUCCUAUUAUAAUAUAAUUGGAGAAUAAUUAUUAUAAAUUAAUAAUAAUAAUAUAAUAAAUAGUUACCUUGAUAUUCAUAUAUAAGAAUUGAAAGAGUUUAUUAAUGACAAUAAUAUAAAUACUCAAUAACUUAUUAAAUUUAUUUAAUACUUAUGUUAAUAUUACCCAUUAUUUAAUGAAGAACAAAAAAUAGAAUUCAACUCUUCACUUAUUCAAUUUUUUACUUAAGAAAUCAAAGAAUAGUAAUAUUCUAAGAUAUUUGAUCUAAAAAUUUUAGAAAAUAUUGAAAAUGAAUAAAUUUAUAAAUAAAUAAUUGAUAUUGCUAUUUCAAAUUCCUCUAAAAGUCUAUAACAUAGCUAUGGUUUCUUGAAUUUCAUCUAGAAAGUUAAUUAUAUAAUUUAUAUUAUUUUAGUCAAUCCAACUGAAUUCUAAAAGUUUUAAGCAUAUUUUGAGAUAUAUUACUAUUUUAAUGAGGUCUUGUAAGAAAAAUAAGUAAGGAGUAUAUAAAAAUAAAAUUAGUUAUAAAAAGGGAAAAGGAACUUAUAUUCUCAAUUAUUUAUAUUUAAAUUUAAGAUAUUUUGUAUCAUUAGUUAAAAAUAUUUAUGAUUUUAUAAUAAAGAGUUCUAAUAAAAGUGUUGAAUAACAUUAAAUCUAUGUAGAAAUCUAUCAUAAAAUCACAUAUAUAAUUUAUAUGAUUUUUUGGUUGACUGAUGAUAAAUAUAUUAUAAAUUUAGAUGAAAUUUAAUAAAUUUGUGUAGAAUUAUGCUAAAUUCACUAUAAAUUUACUAUUAAUCUAAUUAUUAUACUUUAAUACAAUGGAAAUCUAGAAACAAAUAUACUCUAUCAAAUAAUAAAUAAUAUCAAUGCUAUUGCAUAUGGAUAGGAUUAUAUCAUUUAUAUUAAGGAUAAUUACUUUGAUAAAGAUGAAAAUUUAUUAAAUAAUUCAAAUCUAUAUACUUAAUUAAAUCAGAGAAAGAUUCAAAUGAAGUUAGUAUUUAAUUAAUUUUAUGAAACAAGUAUAAGUAUUUUAUUUGAAGUGCCAAAUAUAUUAAUAGAUAGAAAAUUCUAUUUACAAAUAUUAAAAUUUUAAUUAAAAACAUAAAUUUCACUUAUACUUUCUUUUUAGGAUUUCUGUCCUAAAUUUAUUUUUUAUUUCAGAUUAGAAAGAGAUCCAGAAAUAAUAAAUUUGAUGUAAUAAUGCAUAAUCAUUGUGAUUUCUUUAAAUUAAGAUCCUCAAAUAAUUAAAUAACUUUUUGAAUCAUUAAGUCAACAUUAAUCUACAAUAUUGAUGAAUGAUUUAAAUGAUCUUUAAAUAGAUGCCAAUGAUUAAGAUUAAAUUUAAUUAGGUUAUAGAUUGGUAAAUUUAUAACCUUAUAGAAUUCCUUUAUUCUAAUAGAGCAGUCAUUUAAUAAAAUUAGUAGAAGAUAAAAAUUAUUAUACUAAAGUUUUCAAAAUAAUUUUAGAGACAUUUUAAUCAGUAUAUUAGAAAUGGCAGUAAAUUUCAUAAUAGGAAUAAUCAAAUCAUUUAUAUUUUUAAGGAGGAGAAUCAUCCAUCCAGAUGAAUUUCACACCUAUUCCUAUAUAGAUAAUUUAAGUAUUGAUGAAAUUAAAACUUAAUAUUUAAGAGAAUGAAGAUGAUAAUCUUUAAGAUUUAGAUGAAAUAAAAUUUGGAUCAUUUAUAGAUAAUUUUGAAUAGACUGAAAAAUUGAUUUUAUUUACUUUAGAAUUUACUAAAAAUCAAGAAAUCCAAAUAGCUAUUAAUUAAUAGACAUUUUUUAUUAUUUAUAAAUAAGAUGAAACCUAUUAGGAAUAAGAUUAUCAAACUAAUCUAGACUUGUCAUAAUGGUUUAAUUUAGAUUUUUAAAUUAAAAAUAAUUAAUAUCUAAUACUUAAAAUUAAUGAAUAAAUAUUUAAUUUUUAAUUAAAAUCACAAUAGAAUUAGUAACUCUAAUUUUAUAAGUUCAUUUUGGGAAUUAAAUUGAACGAUAAUAUUUGGAUAUAAAAUGAAUAGAAUAACUAUUAUUAAAUUUAAUAUAAUAAUUCAUUGAAUUUAAUGAGUUAAUAUUCAUUUGAGGGACAUGUAUCAGAAUUCAAUUUAAUAAUAAAUAAAUAUAAGAUUUAAUUUGAAUAAACUAAUAAAAUAAAUAUAUAAAAACAAACAAUAAACUUCAUUAAUACAGGAGUCAUAAGAGAAAAUGUAUAUAAAUUUGAUGAUAUUUUUUUAAUUACACCAUAUAUGCAUAAUUAAUUUAAUACAUAUUUACAGAAUGUCUAUAUUUUGAAUAUGAAAUAAGGAAUUAAUUUUAUCUAAUAAUGUGGAGGAGUCAACAUCUUUUAUAUGAUUUUAGAUUUAUUAUAUGACUUAUGUAAAAACAAAAAUGUAAGUGAUUAUGAAGAAAUUAUAAUGUUAAUAUUGGAUUUAUUCAAAGAAAAUAUUUAAUUUUAGAAUAAUUUGUUUAAUUCUUAAAAUCUAUAAUAUCUUGAAGAUAAUUGUAAAAGGUGGAUUUAAAAUAAUGAAAGAAUUUCUAAUGAAUUCAUUAAUAAAUUAAUGUCUAUAUAUAAUAUAAUCAAAAAUGAAUAAGCUUAGAUUUAAUAUCUGAUUACUAUUAUAAAGAUAUUGGAUAAUAAAUUCACUACUUUAGAAUAAAUAAAGAUUAUAUGUACAAAAUCAGUACUAUAGAAUUUGAUUAACCAAAAUUGUUUAAAUGAAUUAAUUAAUAUUCAUUUAUAUUUUGAAAGUAGAUAUAUAUUUACUUUGGUUUCUUUGAAAAAGAGUUAAGAAUUUAUUGAUAUUGAAGCUAUUAAUUUAUAACCAUAUUCCUUAGUUAAUUGUAUUCAAUAUUAAGGAAUUGUAUAAAUUGCUGAUAUAAAUUCCAUUAGUAAAAUUUUUAAUUUAAUAUUAAUUUAAUAAUCUUUUAACCUAUUCACUUUAGAUAUAUUAUAAAUAAUAGAUAUUUUAAUAGGAGAAAGAAUGAAAUAAAAAAUUAAAUUAAAAGAUGAGGAAGAAGAAGAUUUAAAUAUUUAUAAAAAUAUCAUUAUUUAAAUUUUAGAUAAGUAUUAAAAAUUGUAUAUAACUAAUUAAAUAUAUUUUUAUGAAUUAGAAGUAUUUGAUAAAUUGAAUGAAUUGACAUUUUCAAUUUAUUUUUCAAUAGUUUAAUAAUUAAGAUAUAAUUAUAAAGAAGAUGGAGAAUUGAAUUAAUUAUAAAUUUAUUAUGAUUAUAUUUCACAUAAAUAAUAAACAGUAAUUGGAUAUUGUUUAAUUUCAAAAAUAUUAUCUUUAAUUAAGUAUUUUGAAGAAGAUAUACAAUUAGUUAACUAAUUGUUAAGAUUUAUUAAUUAAUUGUAUUAAUAUCAAUUAAUAAAUGAUUCAAUAAAUGAAAAAAUAAUAAUUUGGUUUUUGGAUUAAUUUAAAAAUAUUGUAUUAAGAAAAUAACAAUCAGAUAUUUUAUUAAUGAAUCUAAUUAAAUUAUAAAAUUACACUUUAUUAAUCAAACAUCUUAUGACUACUUCUAUAAAUAAAAAUUAAAAUAUUUCUGAUUUAUUUACAUAUUGUAUUAUUUAUCUAAUAGAAUUGUACUCAAAUUUCACAAUUGAAAUCUUAUAUUAAAUACAUAUUUAAAGCUAAAUAAUAAAUAAUGAUAGUUUUAAUUUAUAUUUAUAAGCUAUUUAUCCUACAAUAAUCUAAUUUUAUGCAUUAAAAUAAGUAUAGUAAUUUUAAGUUAAAGAAGAUGGAAGUAAAUUAAUAAAUAUCAUAAUAAUAUAUCUACAUAUUGAAUAAUGCAUAGGAGAAAUUCAAAAUCUUGAAUCUAUUAAUUGGGAUAAAUACUCUUAGAUAAUGGACAAGGGAAUUGAUCUAUUUAAUUAUUUAGAUAUCUUAUUUUAUGAUCAUAAUUUCUUUUUACCUUGUAUUGAAGAUACUUUUACAUUAUAAUAGAUUAAAGAAGAUUAUGAUAAAUUAAGAAAGUAAAACAAUAGACUUUUACCAAAUGGAGGUAUAAAAAGGUUAAUGAUAUAAUUAAUUGCACCAUUUGUUAAAAUUCCAUAAAUGAAGAAACCAAUAAAAAAUUAUUUAUCUAUUAAUUAAUAUAGCAUAGAAGGUAGAAUUGAUUAAUAAAGUUGUUAAAGAAUUAAAUUAUUAAUUGAUGAAGAAUUCUCAGUUCCUUUAUUACAAACAAGGAAAUAAUACAAAAAAAAUUUAACAGAAUUGUUAUAUCAUUAAGAUAAUUAUAAAGAGCAAAUGAAAAAAAAAGAAAAAAAAUCUAAAUUAAUAAAUCAUUCUAAAUUUUAUUAACUUUUAAUUUAUUAUUUUUUAUUAUAAGAUAAUUCACUUAAUAAGAUAGAUAAGUAAGAAUUAAAAAAUUAAAAUGAAAUUCAAGAAAUAUUUAAAAAAUAUUAAUUGACUAAAUUUAUUAAAUGGAAAAUGGUAGAUCAUAAUUUAAUUGAAUGCUUAAUAUAUAAAGAGAAAGCUCAAAAAUAAAUAUUCAUAGCUUUCAAUUAGCUUAAUAAAUUAAAAAAGUAAACUUUAUAAAAUUAAAUAUCAAUAAAUAAUACUUAUGAUUUAUCUUAAAUAGAUUCAAUCGAUGAUGAAUUAGCAAAUAUAAUUAAAUUAAGUAUAUUCAUGGAUAUUCAAAUAUAUUAUGAAUUCAUUCAUAAACUUUGGUUAUUGUAUCCUAGAAUUAUUGAUCCUCUAGUAAUACCAAGAACAUAAAGUAAUUUAUUAGUAGAUUCAAAAUUAUUGGAUAUAUCUUAAUUUAGAGAUAUUUAUAAACAAGAUUUGAGGACUAAGAAUUUAGAUUAAGAGGAAAGAUAAUAAUUAUUGUUUAUUGUUGAAGACUAAUUAUAAAUACUUUAACAAGAAUUAAAUAAAUUUAUUACCCAUAAGUAAUUUAAAUUUGAAGUUUUAGAGAGUAUGCAAUUGAAAAAGAUAGAAUAUUCAGAAGACAUGACAAGAAAAAGACCAUAUUUAAAAAUAACUAAAAUAAUAUAAUUUUAUAAUUCAUAUUUAGAAACACCUAAUUAAGUUGGUAAAUUAAUAAAGAGAACUAAUACAAUAUCAUCUAUAAAAAAAGAAUAAUUAAUUUAAUAUAAACUAAAUUAUGCAUUCAAUAAUAUUAAAAAAGGAUAAUCAGAUAAAAAUCAAUUAGGGAUUACUAAAUAUUAUUGUGAAUAUAUAACUUAAGAAGGGGCUUAUUAAGGAUUUUUAAGAUUUAAUGAAACAAAUUAAUGUAUUUAGUUUCAAUAAGAAGAAUUAGAAUUCUAAGAAUUAUUUUCUAGUCCAGAGGUAAUAUAAACAACAGAGGAUUUAUUUCUUUAAAUUUCUCUAGCUUAGAUAAUUAAUAUAUAUCCAAGGAGAUUUUUAUUAAUGGAAAUUGCUAUAGAGAUAUUUAUUAAUAGAUAGAAUUACUUUUUCAAUUUAUUUACAAAUUAAGAAUAAUAAGAAUUAUUAUAAAAAUUUAAAAAGAAAUAAGUAUAAGUAAUUGAUCCAAUUGAAGAAUUUAAGAAAAUGAAUUAUUAAUAAAAAUGGGUUGAAGGAAAAUUAUCAAACUUUCAAUACUUAAUGUUAGUGAACACUUUUUCAGGAAGAACUUAUAAUGAUUUAAGUUAAUACUUUGUAUUUCCAUGGGUCAUUUCAAAUUAUUAUUCCUAAUAAAUUGAUUUCAAAUAAGAGUAAGAAUAAAAUACAUUUAGAAAUUUUAAAUUACCAAUUGGUGCAAUUUCAAGAAAACCAGAAUAAAUUAUUAAAGAAUACCAAGAGAGAGAAAUAUAUUUAAAAGAUGAAAACUAUCAACAUAAAUAUCAUUAUUCAAAUAUUUAAACUGUUCUAAAUUAUUUAAUAAGAUUAAAAUCUUAUAAAUUGAUUGAACAUUCAGAUUGGUUAUUUUUUAGUAUAAAUUAAUAAUGGGAAAAUAGUAUAAAAUAUGAUAACAAAGAGUUGAUUCCAGAAUUCUAUUAUAUGCCUUAAUUUCUAAGGAAUAUGUAUUUGUAUUAGUAUAUUUAGUAAUUAUCUCUCUUUUGAGACAUUAUAAUAACAAUCAAGCAUUCCUGAUGUAGUAUUACCAAAGUGGGUAAAAACAUAAACAGCAGAAGAAUUUGUUUAUAGAAUGAGAUAAGCAUUGGAGAGUGAUUAAGUAUCUAAUUAAUUAAAUAGCUGGAUAGAUUUAAUAUUUGGAAUCAAUAAUAAUGGAUAUAAUGCAAAAGAAAAUAUGAAUCUAUUUCAUUAUCUAACAUAUGAAUAAAAUUUACAAAAGAUAUUAAAUUAGAAUUAUAAUCAUUAAACAAUUCGAUCAUAUUUAACUAAACUUUAUUAUUUAGGUUAAACACCUAAAUAAUUGUUUCAAAAGGCUCAUUAAAAGAGAAUGUAUAGUUUGUAAUUAUUUACAAAUUAAAUCCCCUUUUUUGGUGAUAACCCAAAUAAAAUAAAUAAGGGUAUUGUCUUUUAAUAAAAGAAAAUAAAAAAUUAAUUAAACAAAUCAUAAAUUCUAGGAUUUUAUCCUUAUUCUAAAAAACUUAAUUAUAUUUUGUAAGCUGAUGAUGAGAAAUAUAAUAAUUUAACCUUAAUAAAGGCUAAAAAUUAAGAGGAUUAAGAAUAUUAUUAUUAAUAAGUCUACCUUAAAUAGGAAAAGAAAUUGCCAGAGAUAAAAAUAGAUGGAUGUAAUCCUUAAAAUUUAUUUGCUUUCAUUUAUGAACAGGAAUAUAAUUUUGGAGAUUAUUAUGACUCCUAAUUUUAUAGUAUUUAUGGAGAGAAAUAGAAUUACAAUUUAUAUUUCUGUUUAGUUGGAUUCUUAGAUAAGAGUGUAAAAAUCUAUGAUUUAAGGAAUAAAAUGAAGGAAUUAGAUAUAGAUAUUUCAUUAAAAAAUGUAAAAAGAACAUCAUGUGUUAGAUAUCAUGCUGUAUCAAAUAUUUUAGCAAUUGGAUCAUUGGAUGGAUUAUUAUAAUUAUUUGAACUCUAAUUCAGACCAUAAAUGUAAGCAAAAGAAUUAUUUACAAAAUAAUUAAAGAAUGGAAUUUUAUGUAUAGAUUUAACAGAUUUUCUUAUAUUAACAGUAGACUAUAAGAAUAUAGCUAACCUAUUAACUUUAGAAGGAAAGUAAUAUAUAAUAUAUUUUAAAGUUUAUUACAUACAAUUUAUUUGGAUAGUUAAUGUUAAAUUUAGAUGUAUUUUUUGGUAUUUAAGAGAGUAAAUUCAUAAAUUUGUAUAUAUACAAUAAAUGGUUAAUAAUAUCUAAAGACUAUGAAUUUAUUAAAUAGAGUUACUAAGAAUAUUAUGUUCACUACUCCUUUUUCAUCUAAAUUUGUAUAGCCUGAUAUUUAUUAUAUUAGUUGUUGUAUACAUUGAAUUAAAAUAUAGAAGAAAACUUGUCUAAUUUUGUACCUAUCAUUUAUAUUUUUGAUAUAUUUGAUCUGAAAUUACAGCAAUAAUAAUUAGGAAGUUUAAAUUAUGAACAAAUACUGUUCAAAUAGGUAAAAUUAAGGGGAAGUUAAAUAUCAGUUCUACAUAUAAGUUUUGAUAGAUAUUAAAUCUAAAAAGAAUAUUAAAUUAAACACAUUUAUUUGAUUGCAAUAGAUAAUCAAAUAUUAUAUUUAAUGGAUGAAAAAUAUGGUAUGAUAUUAUUCUAUAAAAAUAGAUUAUAGACUGAUACUAAGAUAAAAAUUGAAGGAAGGAGGACUCUCUAUUAUUUGA
Molecule: messenger RNA, 8778 nt
Organism: Paramecium pentaurelia
Lineage: Eukaryota; Ciliophora; Oligohymenophorea; Peniculida; Parameciidae
Source: the annotation of a GenBank genome assembly